This is a messenger RNA of Clupea harengus (Atlantic herring), 2810 nucleotides long. It is a transcript of the gene sh3gl1b, whose product is annotated as SH3-domain GRB2-like 1b. The record is from RefSeq and is a predicted model, not a curated record. Gene Ontology annotation, biological process: synaptic vesicle uncoating. Gene Ontology annotation, molecular function: protein binding. Gene Ontology annotation, cellular component: presynapse; glutamatergic synapse; cytoplasm. Lineage: Eukaryota; Metazoa; Chordata; Actinopteri; Clupeiformes; Clupeidae.
UCAGUUCGAAAACCGCUUCUGUAGUCCAGUUGCAAUUCAUACGUUCUCUGUGACUCCUCUUAGUUCAUGCGCACAUAACUAGCUAGAAGCCUUCGUGGACAUCGUUAACUAGCUACCAUCAGACGCCGUGUAAUGUCUUGCUGGGAAAGCUGUGGGCAGCAGUGGCGUAGGAGCUGAAGUCUAUGAGAAAUUUAAUCACCAUUUGACAUUUCAUUGAUUUUAUUGUAACACCUAACGACGUUUGGAAGGCCUCAACAUGUCUGUCGCGGGCUUCAAGAAACAAUUUUAUAAAGCAAGCCAGAUGGUGAGUGAGAAGGUUGGCGGCGCAGAGGGAACCAAACUGGAUGAAGAUUUCAAAGAUUUGGAGCGGAAAGUAGAUGUGACCGGCAAAACGGUGGUGGAGGUCAUCUCUAAAACCUCAGAGUACCUGCAGCCUAACCCAGCGUCCCGGGCCAAGCUCUCCAUGCUGAACACUAUGUCAAAGAUCCGUGGCCAGGUGAAGAACCCUGGAUACCCCCAGGCAGAGGGCCUGCUGGGAGAGUGCAUGGGAAAGUACGGCCGUGAGCUCGGAGAGGAAACCAACUUUGGUGGUGCUCUUAUUGAUGCUGGGGACACCAUGAAGAGGAUGGCUGAGGUCAAGGACUCUCUUGAUAUUGAUGUCAAACAGAAUUUUAUUGAUCCCCUGCAAGGACUAUAUGACAAAGACAUUAGGGAAAUACAGCACCACCUGAAGAAGCUGGAGGGUCGUCGUCUGGACUACGACUACAAGAAGAAGCGGCAGGGCAAGAUCCCUGACGAGGAGGUGAAGCAGGCUCUGGAGAAGUUCCACGAGUCCAAGGAGGUGGCCGAGACCAGCAUGUACAACCUGCUGGAAACCGAUCAAAUUGAGCAGGUGAGCCAGCUGUCCUCCCUGGUGGAGUCCCAGGUGCAGUAUCACCGGCAGGCCGUGCAGAUCCUGGAGGAAUUAUCAGAGAAGCUCAAAGACAGGAUAAUGGAGGCACAGGCCCGCCCCCGCAGGGAAUACAUCCCUAAGCCCAAACCAGUCUACGACUUUCCAGAACCGGACCAAUCAAACGGCGGCUUCACUCCGUCUGUAGCUCCUCCUCCUGCCCGCAACUCAGACCCGUACCUCCAGUUUGGCCGAGCAUCAACACGGAAACCCAGGCCGCUCUCGGACCAGGCGUGCUGUAAAGCGCUGUACGACUUUGAGCCGGAGAACGAGGGUGAGCUGGGCUUCCACGAGGGCGACAUCAUCACCCUGACCAAUCAGAUCGACGAGAACUGGUACGAGGGUGCCCUGCGCGGCCAAUCAGGCUUCUUCCCCCUCAACUACGUGGAGGUGGUUGUCCCACUGCCUCACUGAGGCGCUCCUCCUGAAGACACAGGGAAGAAGGGGGUGAGAGGGAGAUGGAGAGAGAGAGAAGGAGAUAGAGGGGGGGAGGGAAGGAAGGAAGGAAGGAGGGAGGGAAAAUGAGGAGCCCGUUUGAAGCAGUCUUCGGUGUUAACUCAUCCUCAUCACCACGGCCGUCGGGCGAAGACUGUAACCUGUACUCUGGCACUUUGUCACCAAGACUCUCAAGAGAGGAAAACUUCCGGAAAAGGGUGGCUUCUCACAUUCCAUCACAGACAAGAUAAAAACUAAAUAAAUAAACAAAGAAGAAGAAGAAGAAAAAAAAAACAUUUUUAACACAUCUGAGGAAGAAAAAAAAAACGGACGAUGAUUGAUGGACUGACGGCAAGUGAAAAUGGACCUAAACGUGACUUCACAAACACACUCAUACACAUUUUAACCCUAACCUAGAAAUUUUGUAUGUCGUUUUCUGUACCACAGAGGUAUCCCGAAAUCAGACACAAGUCAAGUCGAGGAGAUUUGAAAUGAGCCUCUGCCAAGGAAGAUGUGCUGUGGUGAUUUCUUUAGUCGGUUAUCAUUACAGAUAUCUACAGAAAAGCCUCUGUACGGCAGGCUGUUGGGUCUCUUCCCCCUAAGGAUCUCUGGAGUAAACUCAGUGUCCCUGUAACUAUUUUAACAUUUGCUUGUGGUUGGAACUUGUAGGAUUUAUGGGGCAGGAAUGUGGUUCGUGGUGGGGGAGGACAGCCUCCGUUUGGCUGGUGUGUCUUGGGAGCUGUCGCACAGCUUCUGGGACUCCCUGGCACUCGGACAGUGGUGGUGCAGAAAUGUGGCCACUUUGUCUUUCUAGGCAAAGCCACCAGUCUGCAGUGCCCAGUGGAGCUAACAUUCACAUGCACCUCUAGCACCCCCUGCUGGGCAGGCUGAGCCACUGAUCCUUGCCAAUCUACCAGUUAGCUGAAAGACAUCUGUUGCAGUUAUGCUCUGUAGAGGUUAGCUGGUUAGCGUGCUAGUAUGGCUAGUCUCUUAUGUGUCAGAACUGGAGUGCUAAGCAUGUCUGAGCCACAGGGUGCACACCCAGGGUAGGUCCUCUCUGUAAAUGCCCUUUGGGUCAAACUGUUUGCUUGAAAAUGAGUCCUAAAAUAGCAUUUCAUUGCACCAACUGUUCGUUUUGCACCUUGGAUCUCAUGUUGAAAUUGAUCGUAGAAGGGACUUCCAUGUGUCAACGUGUAGGCUUGACGGCUCAAUUACUUUAGAGAAAGAUUGUGUCCUACAAUGUCAUCACACUACAGUUUGAGACUAAAACACUAAGAUUAUACAUUGGUGGGGGGUGGGGGGGGGACCUGCACAUUUUUUUGAAAUCACAAAACACCCCCUCUCCCCCCUAAUGUGCAUGAUACUCAUGUCUUUUAAUUGGUCUAUUUUUGUACGAGCCAAAAAAAAAAAAAAGAAUUUGUGUAAU